Molecule: messenger RNA, 3617 nt
Organism: Scylla paramamosain (green mud crab)
Lineage: Eukaryota; Metazoa; Arthropoda; Malacostraca; Decapoda; Portunidae
Biological process (GO): positive regulation of transcription by RNA polymerase II
Molecular function (GO): RNA polymerase II cis-regulatory region sequence-specific DNA binding; DNA-binding transcription factor activity, RNA polymerase II-specific; protein dimerization activity
Source: RefSeq, a predicted model, not a curated record
UUUAUGUUCAGUCGUGUUGUGGCCGGGACGGAGGGAGGAGUGGAUCAUACUGUGCUGGGUAGUUGGAACUUUGUGGUCGUGUUCUGUCGGUGUGGAGUCAAAUAUGUGCUUUUGGUGUUUUUAGUGUUUGAUACAAGAUGCAAAGCCAAAGCCACUACAACGUUGAUGACAAGUUUGGAAUGAAUAUCGGCACCUUUGACCCCGAGCUGUUCUCGCAGCCCAUGGGAGCCCCCAUGGCCGGCAUGGGGGUGGGCACCAAGAGGUCCGCUCACGACGCAGGCCUUGACAGGGAUCCGCUGGGACUCUCCUCAGAUGAAGACGGGGACUUGUUGAAGAAGGACGACAAGAUGAACCCGUCGUCGAGCCGGGAGGUGCUGCCCCACCAGACCUCCCUGGACCCCCAGCAGCAGCAAACCAAGACGCUGCCCAACGGCAAGAAGACCAAGGGCAGGGUCAAGAUCAAGAUGGAGUUUAUCGACAACAAACUGAGGAGAUACACCACCUUCUCCAAACGGAAGACCGGCAUCAUGAAGAAGGCGUACGAGCUGUCCACGCUGACGGGGACGCAGGUGAUGUUGCUAGUGGCGAGCGAGACGGGGCACGUGUACACCUUCGCCACCAGGAAGCUGCAGCCCAUGAUCACCUCCGAGGCGGGCAAGGCGCUCAUCCAGACGUGCCUCAACAGCCCCGACCCGCCGCAGGCCCCGCACCACCACGACCAGCGCAUGUCCGCCACGGGCUUCGAGGAGACGGAGCUCACCUACGCCGUGAACGAGGACGAGCAUAAGGUCAGGCAGAUGAUGUACUCAACGCCCAUCAACUCCAUGCACCAGGGCGGCUCCAUGGCCUCGCCCUCGCACCACGCCGCCGCCGCCGCCGCCGCCGCGGUCGCCCUCCAGACCCACCACCACCAGCCCCAGUAUCACCACCCCCACCCCCUCCCACUCCCCACUUGUCCACGCCCACCUCUACCCACCCCAUGAACCACCACCACCACCACCUGACCCAGAGCUCCCCGGGCCAUACUGACCACACGGGCGUGGGUCUGCACCAGCACUCCCAUCUGGUGGCCCCGCAGACCCCCACUGCCCUCCCACUCCCCCCUUCCCCCGCACUCACCCAUGGGGGCGCCCUCACCCACCUCCCCCUACCCCAGCCUCCACCACCAUCCCCACCACCACAUCCCAACACAUUCGCGGUAGGGGUGCGCCAACAACUUCCGCCCACCCCCACCCGCCCCCUUCAGUGCACGCUACACCUACCCCUUCCCCACCCUGUAUGAGUAGGCGAUCCUUCCUCCUGGCGGCGUGCGUUGCGUGGGCGUGGGCGGCAGAAAACGGCGGCGGCGGCGGUGCGGGAGGCGGCGGCUCCUGCACCGAACUGGCCAGGGAGGCCCGGCAAGGUUGCCCCGCCCCGUCGCGCCGCCCCGCUGCCCCUGCCCUCGUGGCGGAGCAGCGGAGCGGGGCGGAGCGGAGCCUGUCGGGGCCUCCCGGCGGCAGUAGCUGCAGCCGCUGUGGUAGAUGAUCUCACUGUCAUGACUCGUGUGCCAUACAUGUACAAGUGGCGCCGGGCCCCUCCGCCCCCGCCGGCACCACCACCACCAUCACCACCACGCGACAGUGCCACAAGAGUCUGCCGCAGAGUGCCCGGUGCCAUAGAGGGCGUGGUGGUGAUGGUGGUGGGGGCGCUGGUGGUGGUGCAGGGUGCGGCGCCCUACAACUCGCCUCACGCUGGUUGUAAUCUUUAUACCGGGGCGGCCCCGAUCCCGACCCGGCGCCCCUCUGUCCGCCCUGGCAGCCGCCCGGGGCCGCGCUGUCCCACAGGAAGCCAGGGCCUGGGGGGCAGUGUGGCCAGGGCGGCGCUGACGGCACCCGCAUGGGCCCUGUGGCAGUGUGUGGUGCCCCGCAUGGCUUUGUGGCCAGGCUGUUGUGCAGGCAGUAUCGUGGCCACGCCGGCUGGCCGCGGCCCCGGCUUGUGAUAGUGGCUGUCUGCACCACUGUGAUGCCUUGACUUAGUGUGGUAGUGAACGUGUGUGUGGCCAGUCCCGUCCCGCACGUCCUGCAUGUCUAUGUCCAUGUUGUUGUUAUUUUUGUUGUUGUCCUGUUCCCCACACACCGACACACAGGGGCGCCCUACCUCAGGAAUACCCCAGGUUGACCUCACACUUCCCGACGCGACGACCCAGCACGUCUACGAGGUACAAGUUAGCGAGACACGUGACCGGCUGCAGCAGGACCGCCGCUCACUCGUUCCGCGGCGGUGUUGGCCUGUCUGUCUGAGCGGCGCGGCGCGGCACGGACUAUACUGGCGGUGAGGCCCCGGGCUGCUGUUGCUGCUGCUGCUGCUGUACUGUUUCGCCACGAUGACACCGUCUGGCUGACGUUCCUGUCAUAUUACCGUCCUCCUGAUGGAGACGCUGACGUUCCUGGUGAUGCUGACGCCCUGAUGGAGGUGCUGAGCGGCCUCCUCGGGUGAAGCGCUGAUCCGGUCCCCUGCAGGAGGCCCCGCAGUGGCGGCGCCUCCUGGUGGCGGCCGUGCUUCCUCCCUCCCUCACUCCCUUCCUGUAGAUUGGUCUUGGUCAGUCACGCCUUAACACUCCUUCUGAAGGACUCCCGAGACUGUUAUACGACGGCGACGAGGAAGAUGAGGAUGGAGGUGGUGGUGGUGGUGGUGGUGGUGGCGGUGGUGGUGGUUGGUACUGGUGGUGGUAGUGGUGGUGGUGGCGGUGUUGUGACGAUGAGGGUGAAGUCUUUCUCACAAGUUUUUGCUGUUGGUGGAGGUGACGUGAGGCCGCGGCAAGAUGGCGGCGUGGCGUGUGUGUGCGUGCUGAUAAAUGGUGUGAGUGUGUACGUAAGGCUGAUGUUGACAGGGUCUGCUGCUCCCACUGCUGCCGCCGCCCGUCCCUCCCCCGCCCGCCCUCAGGUGCGGGUGGGGGGCAGUCCUCUCUCGGUGGCCAGGUGCAGGGCGGCGGCGGCGUCAGGAGCCCUCUGCUGCUGCUCGUGACUUUCGUUAGCGAUGAUAACCUUAACCAAAGUCAGGCUUGGACGGGCGGCAGCGGCGAAGGAGGCGACGGUAACUAGUCAGUGGACGUGACUAAUACCAGCUUUAACCAGUGUGUGUGUGUGUGUGUGUGUGUGUGUGUGUGUGUGUGUGUGGUGGCGUCCUGGUACCCUCGCACCGUGACGGGUCUCAGUCCCCGUGGGAGGUGGCGUGGCAUGGGCGGGGCGCCGCGCCCUGCAGGAGCGGUGCCCCAUCGCGGGCGGCCGCAGACAGGUAGCCGACAGCUCUCACCUCGCUUGUUUGUCCCUGCGACACAAGUGUGGGCUGAGGGGCGGCGAGACCUGCCGCCCGGGACUCACCUUCACGCCCACGCCCACUGGUUCAUUGGUUCACCGCCCACCACCGCGACCCACCAGCCCCCCUUCCCCUCGCUACCACGCCGAGCACAAACUGUGUACAUACCGCGUUAACUUGUUGAUUAACUGUGUAGUGAAAUAGGUAACUUAUUGUAUUUUUAGGGCCACAUCUAAAUACGAAGUGUAUAUACGAGUUGUUUUAUUAAUCUUGUACAAAUGGAACACAAAAAAAGAAUCCUAGUAAAGUCGUGCUAUCUUUAA